Messenger RNA from Musa acuminata AAA Group (dessert banana), 1677 nucleotides. Its product is annotated as probable transcription factor KAN2. Gene Ontology annotation, molecular function: transcription cis-regulatory region binding. NCBI's taxonomy places the organism in Eukaryota, Viridiplantae, Streptophyta, Magnoliopsida, Zingiberales, Musaceae. Bases 137 to 1207 code for a protein of 356 amino acids. The transcript has 6 exons. Gene Ontology annotation, biological process: abaxial cell fate specification; regulation of DNA-templated transcription. The record is from RefSeq and is a predicted model, not a curated record.
UUCCUCUACAUCAUACCCAAAUGAACAGACCUCUUAUUCCAGAGAUACUCCCACAGGUACAUCUCUCUCUCCCACAACAAUCUCCACAACAGUAAGAGAGGAGCUCCAGCUGAAGGAGGGAGGAGAAGGAGCAGGAAUGGAACUUUUUCCAGCGCAGCCAGAUUUAUCUCUUCAGAUCAGCCCAUCAAAAACCACACCAGCAUCAGGUUGGAGAAGUCAUGAUGAGAAUAUGGAAUUAGGGUUUUGGAGGAGAUCACUGGACUCCACCAACAAUAGCAACAACAAGAGCAGCACCAUCCCUUGCACAGCGAAGGCCGACGAUAUCACUUUCGAGCUCUCCUUGGGAAGCCCGAGUGCUACAGUCUCCAGCAACACAAGGGAUAGCCUGCUCCUCCGUUCCUUAUACCCUCACCACCAUCACCACCACUUCCACUUCCACCACCACCACCCACUGCCACAGGAAGGGUACCACUCAGAACUUAGCUUGUUGAAGCCCAUAAGGGGGAUCCCAAUCUACCAAAACCCACCUUCUUCCUUUCCUUUAGUCCCCCCACAUCAACCGCAGCACAUGUAUGACUCCUCUUCCACCUCUAGUUUCACUCCCUUUGCCACAACACCAGGCAUGUCGAGAUCGAGAUAUUCGCCCUCGAGAUUCCCAGCCAAAAGGGUCAUGAGAUCACCGAGAAUGCGCUGGACUACAACGCUUCAUGCUCGCUUUGUCCAUGCUGUGGAGUUGUUGGGAGGUCAUGAGAGAGCCACACCCAAGUCUGUUCUGGAGCUCAUGGAUGUAAAAGAUCUCACCUUAGCUCAUGUGAAAUCUCACUUGCAGAUGUAUCGGACUGUGAAGAACACAGACAGACCAACAAUUUCUUCAGGCCAAUCUGAAGGAUGUGAGAACGGGUCGAACGGAGAGAUGUAUGAUGAUAAUUUGUUAGAUAAUACAAACAUUCCACAUAGAUUGGGAUCAUCCAUGCAACAUCAGUGGCCAGCCACACAUCCUGACGCAGAUCAUAUCCGUCCAUGGAGCAAUUCUUUGAGCAAGGAAGGCUGUUCCAGUGAAUCCCCCACAGAAAGUAUGCAAUCGCUUAAGAAGGACCUGCAAACGAAAAGUUUCGAAAUGUAUUUAGAUUUGAACUCAUCAUGCCUGUCGGAGACACUGAACUCAAGCAAACCCAAUCUUGAGUUCACGUUGGGUAGGCCAUACUGACUUUGAGGACAUCAAGAAUCCAUUGCAAAAUAAAGAGUUCAAAAGAAAGGAGAAAAGAAAAAAAAAAAGGUGGAAGAGACAAGGAGACAAUUGAGGCAAGUAACAAGCAAAAGGGAAGAGGGAGUGUAUGCCUAUGUCUAUCUAUGUGAGAUCAGAUUAGAUAUGGAGUUUUAUGGCUCAAGGAUGCAUGAUGGAGUGGCUGAGGACAUCUUUUGCUUUCAUAAAGGGAGAAAGACCACAGUUGCUUCAUUCCUGUGCAUGUGCACGUGCUUCUCUUUGUAUUCUCCCAAGAAAAGUAAAAAAGGGCAUGCAUGCAGCCAUGUAACCGAGCAUCUAACAUAUGAUUGACAGAGUGCUUCAUUGCUUUAUUGUCCCUCACUAAAUUCUUAGGAUGAGAAUGUGUUUUGUUGAUGAUUGCACAUUGCAGAUUUCUUCAAUAUGAAGUUAAUAAUAUGAUGCUUUACUUUCAA